GCCGUGCUGCUGCCUGGAGGUGAACCUGGCUCUGUGGUGCAUGUUGUUGUUGUUGGAUGGGAGGUCUCCGAGAGGGAAGCUGAGGUUUAUGCUAGGUCCCACCUGGAGAAGACAACUUGUGGGCCAGGAUGCGCCGAAUGAUGAAAGAAGAGUCAAGCUUCAGGCCCAGCAGCCUGGAGGAGGUGAGGAGGGACUCCAGCAAGGAAAAGCUGCAGGUGAAGCUCUGCAGCGGCUCCUGCCACGCCGAGCAGAUCCUCCAGACCCUCAACUCCUACCGCCGGAGCGGCAUCUUCACCGACGUGGUGCUGCUCAUCGACGGGCAGGAGUUCCCCUGCCACCGCGCCACCCUGUCCGCCAACAGCACCUACUUCAGGGCCAUGUUCGGAGGCAGCCUCAAGGAAGGCCACCAGGACAUCAUCAACCUCCAGAAGAUCUCUGCUUCCGCCAUGUCCCUCCUGCUUGACUACAUGUACGGGGGGGACAUCGUCCUUCAGGAGGACAACGUCGAAGGCAUCCUGGAGCUGGCCGACCUGCUGCAGCUCUCCGAGCUGAGGGACGCCUGUGUCACCUUCCUGGAGGGCCAGCUCCACCCCUGCAACUGCCUGGGCAUCAUGAAGUUCGCUGACUCCUUCUCCAUCGCCUCCCUGGCGGAAAAGAGCAAGAGGUUCCUGCUGGAGGGCUUUGUGGAGGUGUCUCAGCACGAGGAGUUCCUGGAGAUGGGCGUGAAGGAGCUGGUGGAGUACCUGUCCGACGAGCAGCUGGUGGUGCCCAAGGAGGAGGUGGUCUUCGAAGCGGUCAUGCGCUGGGUGCGCCACGACGAGCCCGGCAGGAAGGGAGCUCUGAAGGACCUCCUGGAGCACGUCAGGCUGCCCUUGCUCGACCCCACCUACUUCCUGGAGAAGGUGGAAAUGGAUGGACUCAUCCAGGACUCCAAGGAGUGCAUUCCUCUGCUGCACGAGGCUCGCAAGUACUACAUCCUUGGGGAUGAGGUCAGCUCUUUGAGGACAAGACCCAGAAGGUUCAUGGAGCUGGCAGAAGUCAUCAUUGUCAUCGGGGGCUGUGACAAGAAAGGCCUUCUGAAGCUGCCCUUUACUGACCUCUACCACCCAAAGAGCAGGCAGUGGACAGCCCUCUCCAGCCUGCCUGGCUACACCAAGUCAGAGUUUGCUGCCUGCACACUGAAGAAUGAUGUGUACAUAUCAGGAGGACACAUCAGCAGCAAUGAUGUCUGGGUGCUGAGCUCCCAGCUGAACGUCUGGAUCAAGGUUGCUUGCCUGCAGAAAGGCCGAUGGAGGCACAAGAUGGCAACGCUUCAGGGCAAGAUCUACGCCGUGGGAGGCUUCGAUGGGUUUUAUCGCCUCUCCAGCAUGGAGUGCUAUGACACCUUCUCCAACAGCUGGGCAACCUUGGCCCCACUGCCUCAAGCUGUGAGCUCAGCAGCUGUGGUCUCCUGCCUGAACAAGCUCUACGUGCUGGGGGGUGCUGUGGAUGACACCACGAACACCGACAAGGUCCAGUGCUAUGAUCCAGAGGACAACAAGUGGACACUCUUGUCUCCCACCCCUUUUUACCAGAGGUGCAUCAGUGCUGUCUGCUUGGACAACAUCAUUUAUGUAGUAGGUGGACUCCUCAGUAAAAUCUUCAGCUAUGAUCCAAGGAAUGACAGCUGGCAAGAAGUAGCCAUCCUCCCUGGACCUCUGGAGAGCUGUGGCCUGACAGUGUGUGGAGGGAAGAUUUACAUCCUGGGGGGCCGAGACGAGAACGGGGAAGGCACGGACAAGGCCUUCACCUUCGACCCUGUGACGGGGAGCCUGGAGCAGCAGCCACCGCUGCAGCGCUGCACCAGCUACCACGGCUGUGUCACCAUCCUCCAGCGCAUGAACAGAUGACCUCUGGGCUCUAGCUGUGUCCACCUCGCACCUAGAGCCUCCCAUUCAGACCCUGACCCUGUGGGCAGACAUCUCACCUUCGUGUGGGGAAGGAUAACACAAGCUACUGAAGAUGAUGUCCUCCAACCAGCCCCAGAGCAGCCUCUGGUUUGUUUUUUUCCUGGCCUGGUGGUGCCAGUGGCUUUGGUGCUGAUCUAGCUGAGAGGAGGAAAAGGUGCUUGGCUGUGUGAAGCUGCAGCACAGACCUUGCCACAGUAGGAUUUCAGUAUCCAUGCAGCCCCUGGAACUACUGAAUUUGACUUUUACUUGGCUUUUCCUGGUUCUGGAUCUGAGUUGUCUGUCAUGUUGGCAGCAGAAGCUCUCUGUCCUACAAGGACAAGCAUUUGCUGCUUUGAUAGAAUCAUGGAACUGUUUUGGUUGGAAAAGACCUCUAAGGUCACCAAGUCCAACCAUCAACCCACCAUGGCCAUUAAACCAUGUGUGACACCCAAGACUGUUGCAGUAACAAACACAGCUGCAGGAUCCAAUUCUUUAGCUGGAGUCAUCAGACAUUUGUGCAUUCAGCUGGGUAGAAGCUUGUGUCAAACCAUGGUGAUGACCACAGUGGUCAUUGACAUCCACUGUUAGUCCCAUUACAGCAUAGAGCUGAGGUUGAGGCUUCAAAGCUGAUAUCCCAAAACAAUUUCUCCACUAAAUCCCCCAAAGCCUGGUUCAAUAGUCUGGAUUCUGACUCUAAGAAGAGUCUGCUCCCCUAAAGCACAGAGUGCUGUCUCUAUCCAGAUGUGCUUUGUGGUUGGACUGCUGUCCCACUGUCAUUGGGAAGACAAAUGGAUCAUGGAGCCUAGAGUUCCUUCUUCAGAGAGCAGAGGUGGGGGGAAAUGUUCUGUAAGAAUUAAGCAUGAAGACCUGAGGUAGUCAUGGAAUCACACCUGGCUCAUUUUGACUCUGGAGUAUGCUAGCAAGUAUGAAAACAACCCCAGUGUUGAAGAGAUUUGAUGCAGGAUCCAUGAGAACCUUGAUGUGCAGCUCAUUUGAAGGGCAAGUGUUUGAGCUCGUGGCCUGCAUUGCUCCAAGCCUCUUGGUGUCAGGUCUGGAAGUGACCCUAAGCACAUUUCCUAGAAUGCUUUGGCUUGGAAGGGACCUUUAAAGGCCUUCUGCUUAUUUGGUGGCCACCUUUGAUUUGGUAGAAUAGUUUUUGGUGUCAGUGUCUUUAGUCCAUGUCUGGAACUGAGAGUUUCUGAUGGCUCCUUGGAAAUGUUCAUGGUGUUCAGUUAGGGGCUUAGAAGUUGCCUAAUGUAGAGUGGGGUCUCUUAAAACUCCCAUGACUUGUGUGUUGCAUGGUGCACCCCUCCACAGCAGGCUGCUGGCUGGCUGCUGUUUUCCCUGCACCUUCUUUUCCUCACCCCAAUGAUGAGUUCAUCCUGAAGUAGAGGGAAUUGCUGGUCCAGACAUUUCCCUUGUCUUAAACCUCUUGGAUGUUGCCUGCUCCCUCAUACAGCUGGGUUUCUUGUGGUCCUCUUCAGUACUUCUGUUUUCUGGUGGCUCUGAGAAGUUAACCAUUCUUUGUCCUUC
Molecule: messenger RNA, 3461 nt
Organism: Dryobates pubescens (Downy woodpecker)
Lineage: Eukaryota; Metazoa; Chordata; Aves; Piciformes; Picidae
Gene: KLHL35
Product: kelch like family member 35
Exons: 7
Coding region: 129-1889 (586 amino acids)
Molecular function (GO): protein binding
Source: RefSeq, a predicted model, not a curated record